This is a messenger RNA of Xenopus laevis (African clawed frog), 3720 nucleotides long. It is a transcript of the gene noc3l.S, whose product is annotated as NOC3-like DNA replication regulator S homeolog. NCBI's taxonomy places the organism in Eukaryota, Metazoa, Chordata, Amphibia, Anura, Pipidae. The record is from RefSeq and is marked provisional. Gene Ontology annotation, cellular component: nucleolus; nucleus. Gene Ontology annotation, biological process: DNA replication initiation. Gene Ontology annotation, molecular function: chromatin binding.
GUGCAGGGAAUCUGCUCGUGUCACAAGGAAGUGUUGUCGUGCUGUUGUUACUUCCCGUACAAUGAAGCCGAUGAGAAAUCGCAAGCAAGCCCCGAGCUUUCGCAAACUGCUGAAAACUAGUAAAUUAAAACUUGACAACAAAUUAAAGAAUAAGCAGUUCAAGCAGGAGAGCUCUGCGAAGAAGCGACGGAAAGAGCAGAAGCAACUUAGAGAGGCUGUGCGAGAUGUCAGAUCAAAGAUCCCAAAGCCACUGGAAACUGUCAAGAAGAAGCAGCCAGUUGAAGAAGAAUAUGAAGUGGAAGAAGAAUCUCUGCCCUUGGACAUGAUGGACGAGGAUGACGUGCAGCUCAUGAAGGAAAUGGCUCAGCGGGCAUCCUUUCUAACUAGAGACCUGACCUACAGUGAGCCAGUUCAUGCAAAUAAAAGGAAACGGGACGAUGUGAUUAAUAAAUACGAGAAGAUGCCCAGAAAGAGUAAAUCUGAGCCAGAGAAAGAGGUGAUUCAUUUGCUACCCAUUAAAGAUCGACAUGGCAUCAUCCCCCAGACCAUGGAAAAGCCAGUUAUCCCAUCAGAGGAACAGGAGGAGAACGAAGAAGAGAUGGAUACUGAACACACUGAAGAGGUGCCUGAGGAACCAUUGAGAAUAAUGACCACAGAGGAAUUGUUGGUGCAUAGACAGGUCACGCUGGAGCAGAGGAAGACUCAGAUUGCAACCCUGGCAUCAGCUAUACUCUCAGAGCCAGAAAACAAUAUCAGAAAACUGAAGGAACUGCGAUCAAUGCUCAUGGAACAGGAUCCUUCUGUCGCCGUGACUGUAAGAAAGCUUGUCAUGCUCUCACUGAUGGAAGUUUUUAAAGACAUUACCCCAUCCUAUAAAAUUCGCCCUCUGACAGAAGCAGAAAAAGCUGCGAGGGUCAAAAAAGAUACUCAGAAGCUCAGAGAGUUUGAAGAAGGACUGAUCAGUCAGUACAAGUUUUAUUUGGAGAACCUUGAACAGAUUUUAAAAGACUGGAAGCAGAUGAAGACAAAGAAGAGUGAGGUUGUCUCUUUACAUGCCUACAAAGGCUUGGCCGAGAUUGCGGUGAAAUGCCUGUGUGAGCUCAUGGUGUCUUUGUCGCACUUCAACUUUCACAACAACAUCAUCGUCCUCGUCGUUCCUCUCGUUAAUGACAAAUGCAGACAGAUUUCAGAAUUGUCCAUGGAGGCAACCAGAAAGCUUUUCAGACAAGAUAAGUUUGGCCAUGCAUCUCUGGCUGCUGUAAAAGUCAUCUCUGGCCUAGUCAAGAGCAGAAAUUACGAUGUCCGACCAGAGGUACUGCAACUCCUAUUGCAUUUAAGGAUUAAGGAAGUGGAAGUGAAGAAAGAUACAGAGGACAUCGCUCCCAAACAAAAGAUUAUGUCCUACAAAGACAAGAAAAAAAACCUGUCCAGGAUGCAGAGGAAGUGGAAAAAGGCAGAAGAGAAACUGGAGCGUGAGCUGCUGGAAGCAGAAGCAUCGGAGAGCAAGGAAAAGAAACUGAAGUUGAAUACAGAAACACUGAAUAUUGUGUUUUUAACAUACUUCAGAAUAUUGAAGAGAGCACAGAAAUCUGUCCUGCUUCCUUCAGUUUUGGAGGGUCUUGCUAAGUUUGCCCAUUUAAUCAACGUGGAAUUUUUCGACGACCUCCUUAUAGUUCUUCACAAACUCAUUGAUUCUGGUGAUCUGACGUAUAGAGAAAGCUUGCACUGUGUCCAGACUGCUUUUAAUAUCCUCUCUGGCCAAGGUGAUGUUCUCAAUAUUGAUCCUCUGAAAUUUUACACUCACCUUUACAAAACCCUCUAUGGGCUCCAUGCAGGUGCUACGAAUGACGACACUUUAAUAGCACUGCAGUGUCUGGACGUGAUGCUCACCAGGCGCAGGAGGCAAGUGUCCCAGCAGAGGGCGCUAGCUUUCAUAAAACGACUUUCUACAUUGGCGCUACAUGUCCUUCCAGAUUCCAGCAUUGGUAUCUUGUCCACAAACAGAGUUCUGAUGCAGACAUUCCCAAAGACUGACCUCUUGUUGGACAGUGAUUCCCAAGGUAGUGGCAUCUAUCUGCCUGAGCUUGAUGAGCCCGAGUACUGUAAUGCCCAGAAUAGUGCUUUGUGGGAGCUUCAUACCUUGAUGAGACAUUAUCAUCCGGUCGUGCAGAUAUUUGCUGCGCACCUUUCUGCCGGUGCUCCAUCCGAGGGGUCGGGUGCUUUAAAAGCAGAGCUAAGUCGCAGGUCUGCUCAAGAACUUUUUGCGGAUUACAGUAUAAAGGAGAUGACAUUCAAUCCCCCUGUUUCAGAGUCUGUACCAAAGAGAAAGACUAAAAGUAGAGCGUUUGACUUGAGCGAAGACCUGGAGCAACUCAUUCAGGCUCAGCUUGAAAAGGUGUCGUCAUUACAUGUGGACUUUUCCUCCUGUAUUAAAGCGCAAUCUGUGUGACCAAAUGAGGACCUCUCCCCGUUUUCCUCAAGCGGACGCAGAAAGAGGAAACCUUCUCUGAAACAAGGAUUGCUUUAUUCAAGAGCACUGCCUGUUGGACUUUCAGUUCAAGCCCCCCAUGGAGGUCCAGCCUUUGGUCAGGGCCUCAGUUAACUCAAACAUGUUUACAGAUGUAGGGAAAUAAUGGUGUAUAACCAUAUUUAUGUAGGACAGCCCCAAAUGUGUGACCUUCAAGUCCAUCUUUCUAUUGUUUCUAGCAGAAGAAGUCGGCAUUCUGCCCCAAUCUCCCCCAAGCAUUUAGCAACUGUUGCUCGUUCAUUGCUGCAGCAUCAACAUUUCUCAUCUCUUAAAGCAGAAGAGUCGCAAAUUCUUGACACACAUCAUUUUAAUUCAACAUAUACAAAUACAACAGUGUUUUCAAGUCUGUCUAUGUUAAGUAGUCUGGAUCAAAGAGAGAUCUCCCAUGUACAAAUCCCACACACGUUUGUAAAACUGGCACAAAAUGUCCGAUAUCAAAACACUGACAUGCAUAAAUUAGGCACAAUCACGACAAAAAUCUGAGAUAUACACAAUACAUUUACAGUUUAACAUUGCCUUUAAUCAGUGGCUCGUUGGGCUGUGAUUCGUGAUGGGCGAAUUUCUCCCGUUUGGCGAAACUAGAAUUUUCCACAUUAACGCCCCAUUCGUGUAAAUUUUGAUGCCAGCGUUAGUCAAUGGGUGUCUGAUUAGUAUUGACGCGUGACUGUUUUGAUGCGAUCAACUUUUUCAACGCGCACCCAAUUUUUUUUUUGACGCUAGCAAAUUGGAAUUUCAGCGAACGUAUUCACUGGGAGGCGAAAAGCGGAAAAUUUGCUGCAAACGAAUUUAUUCGCCCAUCACUAGCUGUGAUGGCUGCUAAUAGGUAAACAGAUUGCUUUGGUAAAGAUGUGGUUGUUGUGGUGUAACUGGUGCCUGUUACACCGAGAAAGGGAGUGUCCUGUGCUGAAGACUCACAUCUACCCUAUGUACAUACUGACUGUGUCAAAAAACAAAACCAAAACAAUUUUUUCAGCAACAAAUAAUAAAGAAGUGUGCCUUAGUGCUAUAUUCCUUUUUUUUUUGUAUUCUAUUCCUUCUGUUUGAGUAUGAGCACAGUGUUAAUAUUAGCACUCAAAUUGCCAGUGAUGAAAUGUAUUUUUUUUCAUGAAAAUGAACUAUGUUUUAAUUCAUAUUCCUUUUGAGAUUUGCAAUAUCCGGGGGUACAGUUUCCCUUUAAUAAACACAAAAAGCAA